CAAAGAGUUUCCUUGCAUCCUUGAAUGGCAGAAGGGAAAAGUUAGUGGAACAAGUGUGUUAGAAAUGGUCCAAGUCUAUGAAGCCAAAAAGCUGUUCCUCGUUUUCAUUUUUAUGAUAAAGAACCAAGAAAUUAUUUUUGCUACUGCAGGUGUCUCUGGUCAAAAAGUCAAACUUGGGAACCACGGAGCACCAUUCCAAAACAUUGAAACUCUUCAAUUCUCACCAAGUGCCGAAGAUUUCUACGAACGCUAUGCAAGGCAGUCAAGGCCAGUUUUGAUAAAGAAUGCGGUUAGAAAAUGGCCAGCAUUUUACAAAUGGCCCAAUUUGACUUACAUGCACCGGUAUUAUGGAAACGAACUGUUUAAUGUUGAGCUGCGGAAAAAAUUUCAAACGUCAUUUCCGAUAAGAAAAACUCUAAGCCUAUCAAAAUUUAUCGAUGAAUUUGAAGACAGUGAUAUAUACCUGGACUCCCUUUUUAGCAAAGAUUCGUAUAUGUUGAAUGAUGUGCACCUCCCUACUCCACUGGAUUGCGCCCAUCGUAGCAUCGCUAUUGAUAAUCUGAAUCUCCUUAUAAGUAGCGGAAACACCAGCUCGGCAUUCCAUCAAGAUGGCUACGAGAAUCUGUUAUCAGUCUUGUCUGGAGUAAAAGAAGUAAUUUUGUAUAACAACAACUACACCAGAGCCUUCAAUGCUGAUGAAUACAAAAUAGCAGCAGGAGUUUCUGAUAUUGACCCAGAGGGCAUUGACCUUGAUGAACAUAUAGUGUUUGCUAAAACCCCCUACCAGAUUGCAAAGUUACAGCCAGGAGACAUGUUGUACAUACCAAAGUAUUGGUGGCAUCAUGUGCGCUCUUACAGCAAUCCAAAUAUUGCAGUAGGAAUGUGGUUUGACAUUUUCAAUUUUGAUAAAGAAAUGGAAAGCCAGUAUCUUGAUGAUACAGAACAGGUUGUAAAGACAACAGAAGCAUUCAUUGAGCUGCUGGACAAAGAACCUUUGAAGAUUCACUGCCUUAAAAAUGUAAAUAGAACUUCAUUCUUUUCCAUCAGCCCAUUUGUGAAAAGAAGAAAUAUAUGUGCUUAAUAUAUAACAGAACUUUCAGUAGCUUUUAUAGGAGGGUUCGGCAUAAUUUUAAUCUUUUGUACUGGGUUUCACUUGGAAAAAGAGGUUAAAAUAUUUUCAUAUUUUUGAAUUUUGAAUUAGGCUUAUAUUAACUUGCACGCAGACUCAACUGGUUUUACCAGAGAUAAAUAUAGUUGAUUUGAAAUUUAGCUGAUUGGAAAAUUCGGUGUUUCUCUCCCAGUAGACAAACCCUAAAUUUUCCAUUCAACUAAAUUUAUCUCUGGGAGAACCAGUUGAGUCUGCGCACAGGCUAGGCUUAUAUAUGCUAUUUAUAGUAAUAUUGGAAAUAAAAUGCAUCAAAUGUGGUUUAGCACAAUCAUUAAGCAAAUAGUUUUAAAAAAGGCUUUGAUAAACAAACAUUUUUGACAUACUAAAGCUUUUUCCUGAAAGUAUUCAAUAUAUAAAACAUCAGAACAUUGAUCAAAAGCUCUAAGCUAAGAAAUAUAAAUAGCCCGUUGUAAAUCAAAAGAGGCCAAUAUAGCACAUGACUGUUGAGGUUGCCCAAUCAGUGCCACUUGCCUAUUGACAAUGUUACAAAGGUAGUGCAAUCUGGUGGCCCAUGAUUUGUAAAUGGCACUGAAAAACAGAAGUUGUCUCAUUCCUUCAGUAUAUGAUAAUGACUAAAGGUAAGUAGAAUUAUCAUAUGGGUGUGGAUCAGGAGUACUGAAAUUAGAAAUAUUAGAAAUUAGAAAUAUUCCUAAGCUAUGGAUGGCCCUCUAUGCAACAUAGCUGUGAUUUUUUGUUCUGUGAGGCAGAAAAAAUCAUGUUUUUGUAGUUCAUUAGAUUUGUCAGAAGAUGAAAAAUCUAGCUUCAGCAAAAUGUUUACUUCCUGAUCAAUUUUCUAAGACAAAAGAGGCACAUAGUAGUUUCAAAGUUUUCUUUUUAAUUACAAAGGGGUUUGUGGCAGAGUAUUAAAGAUGAGGCCCACAGAGAGGGGGCAAGGGGGCAAUAGUUCCUUGGCCUGUAAGCAAAGACUCUUAAUAGCAUGGUAAUUUUAAGAAAAACAAAUCUGUUCUGGGAAAGUUUAACAAUAUUUUAUGAAUAUUAAUAGCAGGUAAAGAGAGAAAGUUAAAAGGAAUUUUACAUCCAUACACAUUUUUGGUUUAUCGCUUGGGUA
Molecule: messenger RNA, 2237 nt
Organism: Rhopilema esculentum
Lineage: Eukaryota; Metazoa; Cnidaria; Scyphozoa; Rhizostomeae; Rhizostomatidae
Source: RefSeq, a predicted model, not a curated record